Molecule: messenger RNA, 1515 nt
Organism: Aspergillus lentulus
Lineage: Eukaryota; Fungi; Ascomycota; Eurotiomycetes; Eurotiales; Aspergillaceae
Product: cytochrome P450
Molecular function (GO): heme binding; iron ion binding; oxidoreductase activity, acting on paired donors, with incorporation or reduction of molecular oxygen, reduced flavin or flavoprotein as one donor, and incorporation of one atom of oxygen
Source: RefSeq, a predicted model, not a curated record
AUGUAUCUACUCUUUCAUCCAAAAGUUCUCAUCCUGCUGCUCGCUGCGCUGGUCACAAUCGCAUGCAUAUCUGUCAGGCGCUUCCUCGCCCGGCGCCAGUUCGCACGCAAGCACGGUUGCAAACCAGUAGCAAGAUCCUUCAGCAAAGAUCCUUUUCUAGGCCUUGAUACUAUCCGGGAGACCAUCCGCGCUCUAAGACAGCACAAAAUCCUCGAAAGGAGCGUCGAGCUCUUCCGCAUCUACGGCAACACCUUUACCGUAAAGGAGCUGCAAAAACGCGCCAUCCUAACCAUAGAGCCGGAGAAUAUCAAAACGAUUCUGUCGCUGAACUUUAACGACUACGGCCUCAGCCACCGGCUUCAACCCUUCAAACCACUCCUGGGCGAGGGCAUCUUCGACACCGAUGGCGCGCACUGGGCCGCAUCGCGUGCCUUGAUCCGGCCUAGUUUUACCCGCGACCAGGUGGCUGAUUUGACGUCGUUGGAGGGUCUAAUUCAGGAUCUGUUUGCGUUGCUGCCGCGGGAUGGGAAGACGGUAGUGGACUUGCAGGAGCUGUUCUUCCGGUACACGAUCGAUUCCGCGACUGAGUUCCUGUUCGGACAGUCAGUCAGGACGCUGAAGAAGACACAGUCCGAGCUUGAGUUCGCGCAUGCCUUCCACUAUGCCCAGAAGGCUAUCAUCACGCGAGGCAUGCUAGGCUCGCUGGCCGUAUUCUAUCGCGAUCGAAAGGCAGAUGAGUGUAACCGCAUCUGCAGGGAGCUUGUCCAGCGGUUCGUUGACGAGGCAUUCCGCGCGGUUGAGAACAAAGGAGAGAAGAAACAGGUUGAGACGGGCCGCCAGAAGCGUAUUUUCUCGCAUGAGUUGGCGGCGCGGACAUCCGAUAAGCAGCGCGUUCUGGAUGAGCUGAUGAAUGUGCUGUUGGCCGGUCGUGAUACAACCGCUAGUCUACUGAGCAAUUUGUUCUUCAUGCUGGCGAAGAAGCCAGCGAUUUGGGAUAAGCUGCGUAGGGAGGUAGUUGGUUUACAGAGCCGGACACCAACUUAUGAGGAGCUCCGCAGCCUGAGAUAUGUCCAGUGCUGUAUAAACGAAUCACUACGUUUACACCCCGUUGUCCCACGCAAUGAACGCCAGGCGGUGCGGGAUACCGUUCUACCACUCGGAGGAGGCGACGAUGGUCUCUCCCCGGUCUUCGUGCCCAAGGGUACCAUCGUGUCCUACAACAUCUACGCAAUGCAUCGGCGGGCGGACUUCUACGGGCCAGACGCAGAGGAAUUCCGUCCUGAGCGCUGGGAGGAUGGAAAGCUGCAGCCGCGCUGGGGUUAUCUGCCGUUUAAUGGCGGCCCGCGAAUCUGCAUCGGGCAGCGGUAUGCGUUGACCGAGGUCAGCUACGUUCUUGUCCGGAUGGUGCAGGAGUUUCGGGCUCUGGAGAGUCGGGAUCCAGGACCGUGGGAGGAAUCGCUGGCUUUGACGCUGUGCUCGCGGAAUGGGACGAGGGUGUGUCUUAUUCCUGGUUGA